Thermothielavioides terrestris NRRL 8126 is the source of this 1117-nucleotide messenger RNA. RefSeq names its product YAF9-like protein. NCBI's taxonomy places the organism in Eukaryota, Fungi, Ascomycota, Sordariomycetes, Sordariales, Chaetomiaceae. The record is from RefSeq and is a predicted model, not a curated record. The coding region runs from base 246 to 1073 and encodes 275 amino acids. Gene Ontology annotation, biological process: regulation of DNA-templated transcription. The transcript has 2 exons.
CAGGAAACUUCGGUCAUAGCAGUCUUCCUGGACCCACCUAUUUAGCUCCCCAUUUACAGGGGUUGCACAUGCCACAUGCUGCGAUAACUUGCGGGUCUGGAAGCAAAGAUCAUGCCCCACAAUCAAGGCUGAUUGGAACGGCUCCAGGCGGCAUCGCAUCGGCUUUCGGCGCGGGCACCUCGCAACAAAAUGUGAAUGAUAUCUGCCACACCCCAUCCAUCCACACGUCCUGCAAACCCGUCAUCAUGGCACCGGCAGCAGGAAAGCGCGUCAAAGGCGUGCAAAUAUUCCGCCCCUUCGUAUACGGCACCACGGCGCGCCCGUUCGACGAAAAGACCAACCCCAAACCGCCCGGCAUUCCCGACGACCACACCCACUCCUGGACCGUCUUCGUCAAGGGCAUCGACGAUGUCGACAUCACCUACUGGCUGCGGCGCGUACAAUUCAAGCUGCACGAGUCCAUCCCGAACCACAUCCGAAUGAUCGAAGGCGAAAAGGGCAAGCCCUUCGAGCUGCACGAGACAGGCUGGGGCGAGUUCGAGAUCGCGAUCAAGCUGUACUACGCGCCCGAGUCGGCCGAGAAGCCGCAGACGCUGUACCACCACCUGCGCCUACACCCGUACGGGCGCACCGAGGAGGAGAAAGAAGCCAUGCGGCUCAACGGCGGGCAGGUGAUCUCGUGGGCGUACGAGGAGCAGCUGUUCAACGAGCCGUACGAGCCGUUCUACGAGCUGCUCACCUCGGGCGCCAUGCCGCCGGCGGCGCCGCCGCCGCCCAAGUCUUCGGGCUCGAAGAGCAGCAGCAGCGGCGGCGGCAGCAAGGGGAAGGAGAAGGAUGCCGGGAAGCAGGUGGUCGCGAGCCGGACCGAGGGCGGCGUGCUGGAGCGCAGCGCCAUGAUCCCGCUGACGAACCGGCCGGGCCAGCCGUUCAGUCGGGAGACGGAGCAGGUCGAGAUCAAGAAGCUGAAGGAGGCGCUCGUGAAGGUGGAGGCGCUGAUGGCAAAGACCAAGGAGGAGGUGCAGGCGAAGGAGAAGAGGUUGAAAGAGCUCAAGAUGGAGGCAGCGAAGGGGUAAAGGGUGGGAGGUUUUCUAAGAGGGGGGGAUAGGGGGUAAGAGAG